AUGGAAGCAAAAAGAAUUGUUUUGAUAACAGGUGCCAACAGAGGUUUGGGAUUAAAACUAGCUGAAGUACUUGCAGAAAAAUACUCUUUGAUAUUGACUGCUAGAAAACAAGAUGAAUUGGAAAAAACUAAACAAAACUUAGAAAAGAAUUUCUAAAAUCUUGAAAUCAAGACUCAUCUGUUGGAUGUCAGUAGUAAGGAGAGUGUGAGAAAGCUUAAAGAUUGGCUUGUAUCACAACACUUAAAGAUCGAUGUACUUGUCAACAAUGCUGGAGUGAACUAAGACCCAAGAAAAAUCAUUGAUAUCAACUUGAUUGGAACCAUUGAUGUGACUGAGUAAUUACUUAGUACCUUGAAGGAUGAUGGAAAGGUUAUAUUGAUCUCAUCCAUCCUAGGAAAGUUGGAAAACCAACCAUAAGACUUAAAAGAGACAUUAUUGAAAAAAAAAACCAAGGAAGAAAUUAUUUAGCUUUCAGAGGAAUUUAUCUUAAAAAACCAAGAAUAUUUGACUGUUUAUUCAGCCUCUAAAGCACUCUUAAAUGCUUAUGGUAGAUAUGUUUUGAGUGGAAUAGUCAAACCAAAUUAAUCAAUCUACUGUAUACAUCCAGGAUGGAUUAAAACUGAAAUGGGAGGUCCUUAAGCUCCAGGUACACUUGAUGAGGGAGUUGUAACAAGCUAAUUUUUGAUCAAGGAUCUACCAUUCAAGAGAGAUGAGAAGUACCAUGGAAAGUAUAUUAAUGACAAGGCUCAAGUGGAAGAUUAUUGAUUAUGAAUUAUCAAAUAUUAUCAAUAAUCGAGAAAGAUAUGCCUAAAUUUUAAAAUAGUAUAACUCUAAAAUAUUUCAUUCAAUAACAA
This is a messenger RNA of Paramecium tetraurelia, 854 nucleotides long. RefSeq lists its product as uncharacterized. The transcript is spliced from 3 exons. The record is from RefSeq and is a predicted model, not a curated record. Gene Ontology annotation, molecular function: oxidoreductase activity. NCBI's taxonomy places the organism in Eukaryota, Ciliophora, Oligohymenophorea, Peniculida, Parameciidae.